AUGACAAGGACUUCGACUUUACCAGGUAUCCGUAUGAACAAAAUCCCAGUGUCUCUGCGUUUUGCGGUGGCUUUUUCGAACAUCGGGAGUGUCCGAUUCGUAAGGCUAUGGAAAAGCAUAACAGUAUGGGCCCGGUAUUUGAAUACGAGGCCAAUUACACUAGUGCAACCGGCUACUGGAUGGCUUUCAGUGAAGCAGCGAUGGUACUCCAGAACGACGCCAUCCCGAAAAAAAGGGGACGACAAGGCCCUGCUCUACGACUUUUGGUCGCAGAUGGCCGUCAGAUACGGUCUUCGAAUUGCCGGUCUCCGCUGUGAAUUUUACCGAAUGGUACCUCGGGACCCUACCUAUGCCAAACUCGUUAUGCCUUCGCUUGAACAGAGAAACGAGCUACCAGCUGCGGACGAUCUCGUAGAACCGAUGGAGAAGCUGGAAACACACAUUUGCAGUCAAUUGAUGAAGGCAGUCGCCACCUUAAACGCCAGAAACGCACGAAGCGUGCCGGAAAGAGGGGCGCUGCCAAGGGCCAGUAGUCGCCAUAGUAUUUGGACGCUCUCUUUGGCUCGAAACGCAUCUUCGUGUUGAUAAAUGGCGCCGCCUCGUAGUUUUUAUGCCGAGCAGUCCAGUACGAGAUAUUCGAUCCGCCAGCAUCCCCAUUUGUACGUGGAAAGGGGGAAGAAUUGGGAAUAAUUCCGCAGUCAGAAGAAGACAAAGGCUUUGCAUGCCAGGGUUUGGCGGAAAGAUGUCGUUCAGGGAUAUAUCGAGAGAUAAGUCAGCAGCACGCAUCCCGAGCAAUGGUGAAUGGAGCCAUAAUUUCUUCAGCUUUUACAGUCUGGCAAGACACUGGAGACGGAGAAAAAGGACGCUUCGUCGUUAAUUUGUCCAAGCAGUCACAGCAUUUGGCAAAGGGUUCUGUUCGGAUGGAGUCCCUGUCCCAGUUUGGAAUGGAAGUUCAGAGGGGAGACCAUUUCGUCUCAAUGGACUUUUUACAAGGGGUACAGACAUUUUCGCUUGGCCUCAGCAAUGAGGGAUUGGUUUAUUUCCGGUAGGAAGACCGAUACUACCAGUGCAUUGCUUUACCCUUCGGUUGGGGGCGUUCCCCGUUGUGGUUCACCCAGUUUGUCGCGCCUUUCGCUCGCGAGAUGCGAUCCCGUGGAUACCGUGUCCUGGCAUAUGUACACGAUUUUUUGAUCGCUCCAUCACCUUUUGGGGUCGUCGCAACAUCACAGCAUUACCGAGACGCUGUCCCGGUUAUUUCGACGCUCCUGGGGGCCCUUGGUCUUCGGCGGCACCCGAAGAAGGGCGAUUGGAAAGGUUCCCCAAACAUCGAGCAUCUGGGUGUUCAGAUAGACAGCGUGACAAUGCGCUUUCUUAUCGCUCCCCGAAAGCUGAUGAAAGUACAGUUGCUUGCACGACAAAUUCUGAAAGUCGUUCGCUACAGGAGGCGAUGGGUCUCUGUCAAGAGAGUGGCUCACUUUUGCGGUAUCUGCGUUUCGUUGAUGAUCGCAAUGCCGUGGGCACGCUUUUCCACGGGGUCUCUUUACUGGGAUAUGUCCAGCACACGGCAACGGGAUGCGAGUGGCCGUUGCCGGCUCACGCAUCAGAGCAUUCGAGACCUGAUCAAAUGAAAGCAACUCACUUGUCAAGAACUAUCUGGGCGUCCGAUGGUUCCCCACGCCGAUCGCUGCCGUACCACUGCAAAGGCGCUAAAUGCAGGAACAAUAAUAUUCAGUGUUCCAGGGAUUUGAUUUUUGCGAAUUGAUAUAUAUAUAUACAUAACAGCAAUGCAACCAGUCAUGUUAGCUGAAAUGUUUCGUAAAAGUUAUUAAACGUAAAAACAAAAAGUAGCAGGAUCGCUCAUGUUUGU
This is a messenger RNA of Chondrus crispus (carragheen), 1867 nucleotides long. RefSeq lists its product as hypothetical. NCBI's taxonomy places the organism in Eukaryota, Rhodophyta, Florideophyceae, Gigartinales, Gigartinaceae. The record is from RefSeq and is a predicted model, not a curated record. The transcript is spliced from 2 exons. Bases 1 to 585 code for a protein of 194 amino acids.